UUUUGUUUAUGUGUUUGCAUUUUGAAUUUUUGAAAUUUUAUCUGUUGUAAAUUCUCAUUCAAAAACCAGUUUAUUUUUGGAAAAAAAUUGAAGUAAUAACUUAACUUUGACACAUUUUAUUUUGAAAAUUAUUUAUGUUACACUAUGAAACGUUGCCAUUCGACUAGUAAAUCGGAAUUACACGCGACUAGGCCGGAAACUGCCGGCAAAACUACGAAAACUUUAAAAAAUUCUAGUCAAACUCCGCAGUGCAAAGACAGGAGGUUUUCUUCUGAUAAAAUGGUCCAUACGAAUUAUCAGAAUGUUAGAAGGGGUACGGCUAGUAAGCAGCAAAAUGUUUUACCAGAAGCAAAUAGUUCCUCAAACAUGCUCCACUUUGAAGAAAUUCCAUUAGAAGAACAAGUAAAAACAACCCCAAAACAACGUUCCAAAUCUACAGUCAGCGACCGUCAACCGUGGGGCCAACUACUAAACAAACACACCAACUCAGAAAACGAAUCCGUAUUCGGCAAAUUCGAUCCUCUACGCACUCUGCACUUUUUAGCUCGAGAAUUACAAACCAAUCUCACAAUAAGACUACCAGGCGAAACAAAUCUACAAGAAAUUUUGAAGGCAAUGCAAGCCGCCCUUAAACGAAUCCCUCCUGAAGUAGCUUCCCUCGUACACUUACAACAAUUCAAUAUUUUGCCAAGCCCCAGUUAUUGUACCAGUCCAAAUCAAAAUACUUCAGAAUCUAAACCCGAACUUGAAGAAAUCCAAAAACUAAUCAAAGACGGCACCAAAAAACUAGAAGACACCUGUACCCAUUUGGAAACAAUUUGCGGCGAUUUACGUGACGAAAAAAUCAAUCUAGAAUCAAAACUGCAACAAGAACAAAGCAGCCUAAAAUAUUUGCAAAUAAGACUGGAAGAAAUGGAACGUUCCAAUACCCAAUCCAUGCAAAACUUGACCAAAAAAGAAGACGAAAUUUGCCAACUGAAAUCAAGCAUUGAAAACUUAGAAGCACGACUUCAAAUUUCGGGCAACGGUAACCUUCAAAGUCAACUGGCCGAAUUGAAAAGUUCUAAUUCGUAUAAGGAGCAGCAUUGUUUGAAGUUGGAACACAAACUCAGAUUGUGCGCCAUUGAAAAGGAAAAGUACUUGGCUAUUUUGGAGGUGCGGGAUCGGCAAAUUUACGAGAUCCGGCACGAAAUGACUCAGUUGCAAGAGAGCGUUAAUGAGCAACUGAUUGAGUUGCACAAUUAUGCUUUGGCGUCUGUACCAGCGGAACCGCAAGUUGGAGAUUGCAGUUCGAUUUGGCUCAACAAAAACGAAGAUUUGGAGGGAGAGAAUGUACACAAAAUGCCUACUCGUGACACUUAUUAACUACUCUUCACCUGAUAAGUAUAUGUAUUAUAUUUUUUUUGUACACUAAAUUAUUUUUGAAUAUAUUUUUCUCAUUGCGGAAAUUAAU
Ceutorhynchus assimilis (cabbage seed weevil) is the source of this 1453-nucleotide messenger RNA. Lineage: Eukaryota; Metazoa; Arthropoda; Insecta; Coleoptera; Curculionidae. The record is from the annotation of a GenBank genome assembly.